UUUCCUCUCUCAUCGUUUAAUUUAAAAAAAAAAUUCUCUCUUGUGUCUGCGAUUGAGAAGAUCGGCUCCAGGGGGUUCCGGCUGUCAUGCCGUAUUGAUCGGGGGCUUUGGGAAGUUAUGUUCGGGCUGGAUCAAUUCAGCAGGUCCGGUGGCCAAGGAGGGGAGAGAAACUUCGGUCAGGUCGCCCUGGGUAUGUCGGGUAUGUCGGGCCACUAUAAAAGCCCAAGCUUCCCCGGCGGGAGCGGCAGUGCCAUGGAGGAGCAAGCUAUCAACCCCCUGGCAGAGCCCCCAAUGCUGGGGAUGGGCAUGAGCCCGGCUCUGGGCGGCGAGCAGUAUGCCUUCCAUCCCCGGGGGCACUCGGAGCUGCACGGGGCCGGGCCCCAGCCCCCGCCGGCCCACGGCUACUUCCCCAACGGCCACCACCACCACCCGCACCCGCACCCCCACCCGCACGCCCACCACCACUUCAGCGGCAGCUUCUGCGGAACCGACCCCGGCCCUUCCUGCCUCCACGGUGGACGUCUCCUGGGGACCCCCGGCUACAGCAGCAACCCCUUGAGCGGCCAGCAGCAAGCUUUUGGAGAAAGUUACGACCCGAUGGCCGAGAGUCAAGGAGGGGGAGGAGGAGGGGGAGGGGGAGGCGAAGCCUUUGCACAGCAGCAGCCACCCCCGGGGAGAUCAGGUAACCUCACGGACUACCACCAACACCACACACCGUCAUCGAACCACACACCUUGCCUCCCCCUGGACCAGUCUCCCAAUCGAGCUGCCUCUUUCCAUGGGCUUCCAUCCUCUUCCUCAUCCGAUGCACACGGACUAGAGCAGAGACGCCUGCAGAACCAGCCAGCAGUGGACUCAAUGGAAUACAACUACCAGAAUGACCCUCCCUCAGGGCCCUUUGACAUGCCAGUGUUUUCCCCCUCGGAGUCCAGCGCCCAGCUCCCUCACUAUGGCACCAGCAGACACGUGCCCAGCAGUAACUUCCCCACCAACCCGGCCAUGCCCAGGGCACCGGGCAUGGUGAACCUGGGCAAAGUCCACCCUCAGCAACAGCACGGCGUGUUUUACGAAAGGUUUGGGAAUGCUCGGAAGAUGUCGGUGGGCAUGGAGCCUGGGGUCGCUGCCAGGAAUCCUUUAAUGCAGCAACAGGCGGGUUUGCUGGCUCGACAAAACUCUUGCCCCCCAGCGAUACCUAGGCAACAACAAGCAGAGGCCGGGGCUCCUAACUCCAGUCUGCAGGACAAUGGGACAAUGCUGCAGAGUCAGCAUGCUCCUUUUGAAUACCCAAUUCAAAGAUUAGAGAACAGGAAUAUGCACCCUUACAGCGAGCCCAUGUUCAACAUUCAACAGCAGCCCAAUCAGAGACUACAGCAUUUUGAUGCUCCCUAUCUCAAUGUAGCAAAGCGGCCGAGGUUUGACUUUCCAAAUAACCACAAUGUGGACAGUUGUGCUACUUGGAGUAGCAACAGUAUGCACAAUGCAAGUUUGGAAAACCAUUUAUCACCCUCUGCGUACCCUGGCCUUCCCAAUGAGUUUUCACCACCUGGUCCGGAGGGUUUCCCCCCAGGUCCCCCUCUGCAGCAUCCGGGGACAGAUCAACAGUCCCUGCAACAGCGCCAAAACAUGCUGAUGAUGUUUAAGCAAAUGGUAUCAAGGAACCAGCGGCACAGAAUGAGGCAACCUGAUCUCCAGCACCUAGGGCACCAUGGAGAUGUCAACCAAAACAACAUAGUGCACAGCAACCAAGUGGGAAAUAUGUCGCAGCCAAACUUUGAGAGGGAAAGUGGUGGGAGAAUGCCCAGUUUUGAUCCUCAGAAUCCACAGAUAGGCCAAGAAAAUGCCUGGUUUCCUGGCCACCACCCACCAGGCGAUAUGCUUCAGAGGAGGAUGGGUGGAUCUGCCGUGCCACCUGAUGGGAGCCCCCAUGAAUCAGUCCAGAUGAACUUACAGCAGAAUGGGUCAAGUAUGCUGUUUAGGCCAAGUGGGAAUGGACUAGGUAUGCAAGAGCCACUGAGAAUGCCAGGUGAUGGACAUGUACAGGGUUUGCACUCUCCUGGGAUGCACUCUCAAUUUGGCAAUAAUAUGGGCAAUGUCACACAGAUGCAGUCUCCUAGUGGGGGCAUGGGCCUCCCCAACACUGCAACUGAUAGAAGACCCGGACCUGAUUUCCCAGGUCCCCAAAUGGGCGGACAACCGGGCUUUCCAUUUGGGGGACCAAACCGACCGGCAAACCCACACAACCCCCCCCCUGGAGUACCUCCGUCUCCUGGUAACUACCCACCCCAGUCUGAAUUUCAGCCCAACCAGCGUCCCUCAAUGAGUAAGAUAGGGUCGCUUUCACUGGGCUCCUUCAGCAAGCCUGGCUCAAAGGACAAUACCAUUUAUGGACAGAGCUGCCUGGCUGCCCUCUCUACGGCCUGUCAGAAUAUGAUCGCAAGCCUAGGGGCUCCAAACCUCAAUGUCACAUUUAACAAAAAGAACCAGAAUGAAGGAAAACGCAAACUGAGUCAAACUGAGCAGGACAACAGCAAUGGUGGGCCAAACAAUGGAGCUGGAGGUAGUGGUGGGAGUGUUGGUGGUGUCUCCUCUGGCAGCACUGGCAAUGGGCCAGAAUACUUCCAGAGCAACACUCCUCAAAAUAACCCAAUGGGGGUCCCUGGCAACGGGAGCGGCAAGCUGACCACAUCUGCAGCCCAGAACACCACUCAGGGGCCCAACCAGCCAUCCCAACCGGAAUGCAACCUCUCCCCAAACUAUGCCUUGGAGGCUAUCCCAAGUGAAAGCAAAGGACAGACGGGGAGAGGGAGAGGGAGGAGAAAAAGGGACAGUGGCCAUGUCAGCCCAGGGAAUUUUUUUGACAAAUAUUCGGCUGAGAAUGUGAAUCCCGGGGUCAGCCCAGGGCAACAGGGUCAGUCUACACAUGCUGGAGAUCGAGGUGGGACUCCGCACGAUAAAUCCCUCACCUCUCCAUCGUGGGCAAAAGGGAAUGACCUCCUACUCCCUGACCAACCUGACCUCAUGUCUUCCCUAGACAGUGGGAUUCAAAGUGUGACAAAAUCAGAUGGCAGCUCGCCUCAAGUUGACUUUUCGGACGAUGUCGGCAACAACUAUGGGAACGAAGACGAGGUGUCUUCAAGUUCAGACAACAACAUAUCCAAGCCCAGCCGGUUAGUGACCAGUUCUCCUAAACUGCAGCGAGCUGACCAUGGGCUGAUGAGCAGCCAGAAACCGAUGGGCCACGGCCUGCUCAAUGCACACCCUAACAGCAACACUACCUCCAACACGGGGCCUGUCACUGACAGCUUUGGGCUCAGCAGCACCGGCGGUGGGCACCCGGGCACGCCGGGCAUGGAGCAGGUUCGCACUCCAACCAGCACGUCGACACAGGAUGAGAUUCACCCGCUGGAGAUCCUACAAGCACAGAUUCAGCUACAGCGGCAACAGUUUAGCAUAUCUGAAGACCAGCCUCUUGCGAUGAAGAACAAAAAAGCUGAAUGCACCGGCCAGAACGGGGACACAGAGCUGGCCGCUUGUGGCACGGACAAUAGUAAAGCUGCCAUCAGCACUAUAGACAUUGAGUCAUUGAUGGCAGAGCAUAACUCUACCUGGUACAUGCCCAACGACAAGGCCAUGAUGGAUUCACAGGAUGAAGACAAGCAAAUGGCACCAUGGGAAAAGGCCAAGCCUGCAAGUACCAACAAAGAAGCCCACGAGCUUUCCCAGAACAAGGCUUCAUCAGUCCAGACUGGCAGCCAUUUGCAGUGCCUGUCAGUUCACUGCACAGACGACCUUACUGACUCUAAAGGCCGGAGCCCCAUGCAAACUUGGAGAUCUUUGCAUUCGGACAUCUCUAAUCGAUUUGGGACAUUCGUGGCUGCUUUGACCUGAACAGAGAUGAAUUUUCAUUUGAUUUCUUUCUUUUGUUGUUUUCUUCCUCUCGGCUGCUGCAGUGCGACAGACAGACAGAACAUCAAACAAAUAAAAAGUUAUAGUCACGAAAGGAUCCAGGCCUCUUGCUGGCACUUUGCCUCAGUACCUGCGACGCUGGCUGGUGGCCUGGAAAGGGUUAAUUCCAAGCCUGCGCCUUCCUGGCGUUUUGCUACAGUGGCUUGCCCAAUGCCAGGCCUGUUGGAUUACUCAAAAGCUACAGAGAACGAUCCUAAACUGAGCUGAACAAACUGUUUGUUAUUGGAAUUGUACAAUGCUCUCCUCACUGGAUCCCUUGCACUUAUAUCUGAUUUCUCCCCCAGCCCCUCCCGCACUCUCCGGGCACCAGCUUCCCAGGCAACAACCCCGCUGUCAAAAAGCAAGGCACUGUUGGCAAUAUUUUUUUCAGACCUGUUCACCAGGAAUCCAAAGUUUGUUAUGUGUAAACCUCAAUCAAAACUGACUCGAGUUGGGUUGUCACCUCAACCAAUAUCAGGUGGGGUGUAGGAGAGCAGCAGGUGAAGGGGUGGGAUUGUGGCUGGAAUUUGGAUGCUUUUCUUUCCGAUGUGAUCAUUUGUUGAUAACUUCAGUCACUGACGGCUCCACCUUGCGAGACACACAAGUAAACGUGGGUAAAUGAAAACUCAAGUGUUCUGAUGCCUGAUUCACAUUUCAUAAUUCCUGGACUAAAGAAAAAUGGACUGGUGGUUUGAAUCAAUCUAUUCCACCAAGCUGUAUACAGUUAGAGUGGUCCUGGGUCAACCAGAGCUCUUUAUGUUUGAAUUUCUGCAAAAAAACAAAAUGCAUUGAAAGAAAAACACACACACACACAAAACUUCACUCGUUUCCCGAAACCAAUGAAUGGCUGUGUUGUUUUUAAAACCACGUUUCUUUCACUUGGAAAUGUUUAAAAUGCCUCUGUUGAGGUAGCAAGGCAUGCAGGGCUUGUGAUGAGAACAUCAAAACAAAGUUUACAAGGCACAGCAAGAAUGAACAAUAAGGGUGGAAUUUACCCCAAGGUGGAUUCGGUUGUCCAUGUAUCAGUUGCACCUAACCCCUCCACUGUUGACCAUCAUAUUAAGGAUAUGGGGCAAAGACAGGCAUAUGGGGUUAGGGACAGGAGUAGUCCAUUUAGCAUCAUCGUUAUUUAAUGAGAUCAGGCCACAGAUCAGCACAUAUAAAGAAUUGGAGGAUCAUCAAUAGCAAUUGCAGUAUUGGGAGUAGGGAAGGGCCAUAACCCAUGCCAAAAAUAAAUUGAGGGACCAUGACCCUCUUAUCUGCCCCCUCAGCUAUUCAAUUUCCACAUUCCUUUACAUGUUCUUACAUUAGCAAGUGGUCUUUUUUCCAGUAGGGGUCCCAUAGUCAUCUCUGAUUUUUUUUGUUCACUGACUUU
Molecule: messenger RNA, 5320 nt
Organism: Carcharodon carcharias (great white shark)
Lineage: Eukaryota; Metazoa; Chordata; Chondrichthyes; Lamniformes; Lamnidae
Product: transcriptional activator MN1-like
Exons: 3
Coding region: 118-3888 (1256 amino acids)
Biological process (GO): regulation of DNA-templated transcription
Source: RefSeq, a predicted model, not a curated record